GCAUGCGCCGUAUUAUUCAUUCUAGUCGGGUUCACGCUGGACUGUGCGACUCGUUUGAACCUAAACUGUGCUCGGUUCAAAAAAGAUUAGUGAUUCAGCAUUAAUGGUUAUUAUAAAUACAUUUAGCAUGCGAUAUGGAUAUACCUAAAAGACUUGAAUAGUCAUUAGUAAUGUUAUUGUAUCUCUCAUGGAUGAGAAAUAGUUGUAGGCUACCAAUAUGGCAAGGUAAUAAUUGUUGGGGUAGGCUUUUUACAGUAUGUGGAAAAGGCACUUCGUAAUUGCUUGGAAGGCAACGCCUGGAUAAUAAGACGUACUUUCCGUUAAAUCGGCUGCUUUGCUGACAGUUAGUCAAAAAUGGGGAUUACAUUGUUUUCCCAUCAGUGUUUUCAAAUAGUGUGUCUCGUCGCUUUACUCAAUGGAUUCGGUGACUGCAGCGAAGGGCCAAACUCGUCAGAGCAGACGUCCCAGUUCUCGUCGUACGAGGUGACGGUCCCGAGGAGGGUACACAAGCAUCGGAGGGAUCUGGACUCCACAGAGGCUGAGCGGGUGUCCUAUGUAAUCAGUGCCCAAGGGGAGGAGCAUGUCGUCAUCCUGGAGAAAAACGAACUCCUACUUCCUGAGGACUUCACAGUGUACACCUACUCUGAGGAUGGGACGUUAAUUACGCAGCGACCCUCCAUGCAGGACCACUGUCAGUACCGGGGUUACGUCCUGGACCAGGAAGGCUCCUCCGUAGCCAUGAGCAUCUGUAACGGUCUCAGAGGCGUUCUCCAUAUGGGAAAUUCCAGCUAUGGCAUCGAGCCCCUUGAGUCCUCAGCCAAUCAGCACCUGUGGUACCGGCUAGAGGAUGUGAGGUCAAAACCGCUGGUGUGUGGCACGCCUCACACUGAGCAUGCUCACAAUGAAGAGCACGCCCACUUUGAUACACACAGAGAGACAGUCAGCCACCACCUGAGGAGAAAGCGUGCUGUGCUUCAUAAGACCCACUAUGUGGAGCUCCUGCUGGUGGUGGACAACGAGAGGUUCAUCUAUAUGCACAGGAACGAGACAGCUGUGAGAGCAGAGAUGGUCCACUUGGCCAACUUCAUUGACAGUAUGUAUGUGGAGUUGAACGUGCGGAUCGUCCUGGUGGGCCUGGAGAUCUGGGCCCAGCAGAACCCCAUCAGCAUCGAGGGCAGCGCGGGGGAGGUCCUCACCCGCUUCACCCAGUGGAGGGAGCAGGAACUGUUGCCACGCAGGAGACACGACAGCGCCCAGCUCAUCCUGAAGAAGAGUUUUGGAGCGACUGCGGGCAUGGCGUUCGUGGGCACAGUCUGCACACGGAGUCACGGAGGCGGGAUCAACGCGUUCACAAACAACAACAUCCCGGCGUUCGCGUCCAUCGUGGCCCACGAGCUGGGGCACAAUCUGGGCAUGAACCACGACGAUGGGCGGAACUGUCACUGCGGAGUCAACUUAUGCAUCAUGAACUCGGGAGCCUCCGGUUCUCGCAACUUCAGCAGCUGCAGUGCUGACGACUUUGAGAAAAUGAUCCUGAACACGGGAGGAAACUGCCUGCUGAACAUCCCGCGGCCGGACGAGGCCUACAGCGCCCCCUACUGUGGAAACAAGCUGGUGGACGUAGGAGAGGAGUGUGAUUGUGGCUCAGACAAGGAGUGUGAGAAGGACCCCUGCUGUGAGGCCAAGACCUGCAAGCUAAAGUCCGGGGCUCAGUGUGCCUUCGGAGUCUGUUGCAAGAACUGCCAGUUCCUGCCUGGGGGGACUGUGUGUAGGGCCAGUAACGACGACUGCGACCUGACGGAGUACUGUAACGGUUCCUCGGCCCUCUGCCAGAAUGACGUCUUCAAACAGAACGGCCAUCCCUGCCGGAACGAGCAGGCCUACUGCUACAACGGAAAGUGCCAGCACUACGACGGGCAGUGUCAGGCCAUCUUCGGGUCCAAGGCCAAGGCAGCUCCAGAAAUAUGUUUUCAAGAUGUCAACUCCAAAGGAGAUCGCUUUGGAAACUGUGGCUAUCAGAAUUACGGCUUCAAGAAAUGCGAGAGCAGAAACGCCGUGUGUGGGAAGCUGCAGUGUUCCAACGUGCAGUCGGUGACGGUGUUUGGCAUCGAGCCAUCCAUCAUCCAGACGCCCAUCGCCGGGACCAAGUGCUGGGGCGUCGACUUCCUGUUGGGUUCCGACGUCCCCGACCCUGGCAUGGUCAACGAGGGCACCAAGUGUGGAGAGAACAAGGUCUGUCUGAACUAUGACUGCAGGGACGCAGAAGUUCUCAAUUACGACUGUGAUGUUAAGAAGAAAUGCCACGGCCAUGGGGUGUGUAACAGCAACAGGAACUGUCACUGUGACAACGACUGGGCCCCGCCCUUCUGUGAGGUCAAAGGUUACGGGGGCAGCAUCGACAGCGGCCCAACGUGGAACGACAAGGACACGUCGACCAGGGACGGGCUGCUGGUCUUCUUCUUCCUGGUUCUUCCUCUCAUGGCUCUCUGCGCCUUCGUCUUCUUCAGGAGGAACGAGCUGCAGAGGCGCUUCUGCAGGAGGAAGAGGUCGCAGGGCUUCGAGGCUAACAGUCAACCUCUAGCCAAUCCUGGCAGAGGCCCGCCUCCUAGAGGGAACCCCCCUCCGAGGGGUGGCAACACCAACAACAUCGUCAAGGACGGGCUUCAUGCCAAGUUUUUACCACCUGAGGAGGUUGUUCAGACAAGCAGGACAGCCUCUGUUCCAUCUUACGCUACAAGACCCCCCCCUCCACUUCUUGGAAGACCAUCUGCUCCUUCUUCACAACUAGUGCCUCAAAGAUCCGCCCCCCCACCUCCGGUUUAACCAAUGGGAGAUGGGUGUCUGUCUAGUGGACGUGCUAGUCCCACCCAACACCCCAACCUCACACUUCAACUCACUUCACCGCAUAUAACCCAUCUACAGAAAAGCACUCUGCCAAACCCCUGAUGGGAAAUGUAGUCCUUCGACCACGACGCACUUCCUACAAUACUGCGCUGAACCCCUGACGAUCUCCUACUGAACCAUCAUGAACCCUGAUUAACCAUGUAACUGAGCUGGACCAGGUCUGACUUCCUGGUGUUAGACAGGAAACUGAGCUGGACCAGGUCUGACUUCCUGGUGUUACAGACAGGAAACUGAGCUGGACCAGGUCUGACGUCCUGGUGUUUCAGACAGGAAACUGAGCUGGACCAGGUCUGACUUCCUGGUGUUACAGACAGGAAACUGAGCUGGACCAGGUCUGACUUCCUGGUGUUACAGACAGGAAACUGAGCUGGACCAGGUCUGACUUCCUGGUGUUACAGACAGGAAACUGAGCUGGACCAGGUCUGACUUCCUGGUGUUAGACAGGAAACUGAGCUGGACCAGGUCUGACUUCCUGGUGUUAGACAGGAAACUGAGCUGCGGUAGGAGUGGGAACACUUUAGCCGAUUGUUCUCUCUCUCUCUCUCUUUCUUUCUCUCUUUCUCUUUCUCUCUCUUUCUCUCUCUUUCUCUCUCUCUUCCAGCACUGUCAUAGGAAUGUAACUCUUACCCCAGAUCUCUGGCAGGGCAGGUACAAGACAGUCUGGCCGUGAGCUGCUUCCCUGUUUGUGUUCCACCCUAUUCCUCAAACCCACCGGUUUUAUUAUGUCCAGAAUGACGUUUUGACUUUUAGUUUCUAAUCAACCUCUACUCAUUAGUCCAGAGAUCUGCUGGAUAUAUAAUUGUACUUUGUAACAUGUUGUAUUUUUUUACAUUCACACAGGAAACUGAUAUCACUGGACAACCAUUAGAUCUUAAACCUAGGCCCCACUAUGUAAACCUUUUGUUUCUACAUUUAAUUGCAGUACAAGUUUGAAUUUGACAUCGAUUUGCAAAAUGUGUGCAAUACUUUGAGAACAUAAUAGGUUGCUCUGACAACCUUUCGAUGCAUCUGACCUCGUUGAAAGUUGUGGAACCUUCAGUGGUUUCAUCAAUUAGACAAUCUCAACCAUACAUUAGGUAGUGAACAUACCUGGAUCUGUUCAUAAACAAAUUUGUGUUCCUGACACAGUUAAGAUCCUAUUCCAAUGUUGCAGUUUUUGCAGCCAACAGAUUGUAUAGAAGAUGGUUGGUUUGUUUUAUUUGCCAAUGAACUAUUACCCACGUAGGUAUCAAAUCAAUUCUACUUAUUGAACAUGUUUUUUAAUGAUUGUAAUACUUUAUGUGAAUCCACUAUUACCUGUUGACUGUGGUUUGGUGUAUCCUUGAUUUCUUUGAACAAAAUGAUAUAACCCCCAUAUAUGGACAUUUAUUUUUCCUAUGAAGGGCUACACAGUAAUACCACAAUGAUCCUGACAACAUGUCAUAACUAUCCUGUUGGGAUGUACAUCAGAGUCACGUGCUUCCGGUUUAGGUGAGUGAGACUCUGCCUCUGGGAAAGACACAAGUCUGACUCAGACUAUUAACAGCCAGUGCCUCUACUCUACUCUCACCAUGAACACGCCAUCCCACAGUAAUAUGGCAAUACUCCACCGAAUGAUCCCUGAUGGUGCAUAAAAACACAAUCCAGCUUCCAAGACGCCAUCUUCUUCUGAAAACAGACUUCGCCUUGUGCCAUACAGUUAUAAAUACACACGGAAGAUGAUUCGAACGUUGUGUGUUUUGUUUGAGGGUGUACAUAGGACCGUUUGCCUCUGCAUAUUUAACAUUUGAUGUUUGCAGGUUGUUAAGUGUAAAUGUAUGAUAUAUCAUCCGUAUACACAAUGAAUGGAUUACAUGGUUGGCCUGAUUGCACUGCUUUCCUUCCCACUUUAAUCCUCCAUGUCCUCUUUAUGACGAAGUGUUGUGUGAGCUGUAUAUAGUUGAAUGACACUUGAGUCUUUAGUGAGACUUGGCUGCUCAGACUGAAUAAGGGUGGUGAUUUUGGUUAUUAAAUUCAAAUAAAUGAAACCAACUGAGA
This is a messenger RNA of Hypomesus transpacificus, 4920 nucleotides long. RefSeq names its product ADAM metallopeptidase domain 9 (gene adam9a). Gene Ontology annotation, molecular function: metalloendopeptidase activity. Gene Ontology annotation, biological process: proteolysis. The coding region runs from base 355 to 2823 and encodes 822 amino acids. NCBI's taxonomy places the organism in Eukaryota, Metazoa, Chordata, Actinopteri, Osmeriformes, Osmeridae. The transcript has 23 exons. Gene Ontology annotation, cellular component: plasma membrane. The record is from RefSeq and is a predicted model, not a curated record.